Drosophila willistoni is the source of this 639-nucleotide messenger RNA. RefSeq names its product nuclear cap-binding protein subunit 2 (gene Cbp20). The transcript has 3 exons. The record is from RefSeq and is a predicted model, not a curated record. Gene Ontology annotation, biological process: mRNA cis splicing, via spliceosome. Gene Ontology annotation, molecular function: RNA cap binding. Lineage: Eukaryota; Metazoa; Arthropoda; Insecta; Diptera; Drosophilidae. Gene Ontology annotation, cellular component: nuclear cap binding complex. Bases 113 to 577 code for a protein of 154 amino acids.
AAGUUGUGCGGUGGCGCCACUUAAAAGCAGUGUCAUCUCUAUUUUGUACCAUUUUUUAAGAAAAAAAAAAAGCAAUAAAAAAAGACAAGAACAUUUUAAACAAAUAGCAAAAAUGAGCAACUCCGUUGAGUUAAGCUCCUAUCGUGACCAGCAUUUUAAAGGUUCCCGCUCAGAACAGGAACGCUCUUUAAAGGAAUCGUGCACUUUAUAUGUUGGAAAUUUGAGUUUCUAUACAACAGAAGAGCAAAUCCACGAGCUCUUUUCCCGUUGCGGUGAUGUACGAUUAAUAGUAAUGGGCCUGGACAAGUACAAGAAGACACCCUGCGGCUUUUGUUUUGUGGAAUACUAUACGAGGAGUGAGGCCGAGUCGGCCAUGCGUUUUGUGAACGGUACCCGCUUAGAUGAUCGCCUUAUACGAGUGGACUGGGACGCCGGCUUCAUAGAGGGCCGUCAAUAUGGCCGGGGAAAAACAGGUGGCCAAGUGCGCGACGAAUAUCGCACAGAUUACGAUGCUGGUCGUGGCGGCUAUGGCAAGCUGCUUUCUCAAAAAAUUGCUCCCAAUACUGACAACCGAUAAACCAUAUUUAUAAGUUAUAAUUUCAUUUAGAUUGUAAAGUAAAGUACUAUUUCCAUUUCCAA